Messenger RNA from Darwinula stevensoni, 2611 nucleotides. Lineage: Eukaryota; Metazoa; Arthropoda; Ostracoda; Podocopida; Darwinulidae. The record is from the annotation of a GenBank genome assembly.
CAUUUGAUCAAUUACAGGCAUGACAUAGUGAUUCAUCGUUCGGAGACACUCAGAAACCUGUUGGCCUAAUUCAUCAUGGGUAUCAGCCACCAGGAACGUAGCAUUCCCUACUUACAGCAUCAUAAGAGUCAUAGUUGGGUCAAGUAAGUAAUUGUCACUAUGAUAGGCCAUGGUAAUUGUUAUGCUUACUUGUCAAUAAUGGAAAAAAAGCUGAGACCUACAACUUCAGUAGCAGAUAAUAAAAUUGGACUCAAUCUGAAGACUUGGCAAGCCCCAUCAUUGAGUUCAUCCGGGAACCAUGGGAUCUAACAUCAUAUUUGCAUAUAGAUUUCUUCAUUGCAGAAUGCUGAGGGCAGGAAGCUUACCCUUAUUGAGGAUGACAUCUUUGGGUCUUCCAUACACUUACACGAGAUUUGCUGCAGCUUCAGCAAUCCAGGUCUUGCAUGUAUCCACUGGUCCCAAUCCAACGAAAUCUCCCAUGCCUUGGUUUUCAUGGCCUGCCAGCUUGAAACCAUGGAAAAAACAGAAGCAGCCAGUGCCAUCAAGAGAUUGUUUUCACCCUGGUGCUUCCAUCAUGUCUCGGGAUUCUGUUGGUAUUGAAGGUGUAUCCAGUGUUACAUCUCAGCAGAUGAUCAAAGCCAUGUUCUCAUACAUCUGGCCAAAGGAUAAACCAGCCAUCCGUCAACGUGUCAUGCUGUCUCUUGGCUUGCUGGUUGCAGCCAAAGUGGUGAAUGUACAAAUUCCCUUCAUCUUCAAGCAUGCAGUAGAUUACCUCAACACUCACACUGGCAGUGUGUUAGGAAUGAUUGACCCACCAUCUGCAGUUCUCACAGUUGCUACAUCCAUACUCAUUGGCUAUGGGAUAGCUCGGGUAUCAGCUGCAGGCAUGAAUGAGCUCCGGAAUGCAGUGUUUGCAAAGGUGGCCCAGAAUUCCAUCCGAAGGGUAGCAAAAAAUGUGUUCCUGCACCUGCAUAACUUGGAUCUGUCUUUCCACCUCAGUCGACAGACUGGAGCCCUAUCAAAAGCCAUUGACAGGGGUUCUAGGGGGAUCAAUUUUGUCCUGUCUGCUCUUGUCUUCAAUGUCGUUCCCACUAUAUUUGAAGUUGGCCUUGUCAGUGCUAUACUGUAUUACAAGUGUGGAGUGGAAUUUGCAGCUGUGACUCUGGGUUGUAUUGGCACAUAUUUUGUGUACACCCUGGCCAUCACUCAGUGGAGGACAAAAUUCCGUGUCAGGAUGAAUCAGGCUGAAAACUCUGCAGGAAAUAAGGCUAUUGACUCCCUCAUCAACUAUGAGACUGUCAAGUACUUCAACAAUGAGAAGUAUGAGGCAGAUGAGUAUGAAAAGGUGCUGAAGACAUAUGAGGAUGCCUCCCUGAAGACAAGCACCAGUCUUGCACUCCUCAAUUUUGGCCAGAAUGCCAUCUUCAGUGUCUCACUCUCAGCUAUCAUGGUCUUAGCUGCAAAGGCUAUCAUGGCUGGAACAAUGACUGUGGGUGACCUGGUGAUGGUGAAUGGGCUGUUGUUUCAGCUCUCCCUCCCCCUAGGAUUCCUGGGGUCUGUCUACCGGGAGGUGCGACAGGCCCUCAUUGACAUGCAAACUGUUUUUGCCCUCCUGAAUGUCCAGACAAGGUUUGAGACAUCUAAGAAUCUGCCUGACCUGGCAGUGAAUCCAGAGACAGCAACAGUGGAAUUCAGGAAUGUCCACUUUUCAUAUGACUCAGCCAAGCCCCUCAUCAAUGGUCUAUCAUUCAAAAUUCCUGCUGGACAGAAGAUUGCCCUUGUAGGUGGGUCUGGAAGUGGGAAGUCAACGCUGGUGAGGCUUCUGUUCAGAUUCUACGACCCCACAAGUGGUGAUAUAUUGAUCAAUGGUCAGAACAUUAAGGACAGGAAUGAACAGAGCAUCCGAAAUGCCAUUGCCAUCGUGCCCCAGGAUGCCGUGUUAUUCCACAACACCAUCUACCAUAAUCUGUCUUAUGGGGACUUGAGCAAGCCAGAGGAAGAGGUUAUACGUGCAUCCCGCAUGGCUGAACUUCAUGAUUACAUUGUCACUUGGCCCAAGCAAUAUGACACUCAGGUAGGAGAGCGAGGGCUGAAGCUGUCAGGUGGGGAGAAACAGCGGGUAGCCAUAGCUAGGGCUAUUCUCAAGGAUUCUCCCAUCCUUAUCUUUGAUGAAGCCACCUCCUCCUUAGAUUCCAUCACUGAGAAGAAAAUCAUGGAAGCACUCCGUCGUGCAACCAAGGGCAGGACAGCCCUUGUGAUAGCACAUCGUCUGUCUACAGUGGUGGAUGCUGACAUGAUCUAUGUGCUAGAUGAGGGUAAAUUGGCAGAGAGUGGGACACACGGUGAACUCCUCAAGAUUCCCAAUGGCAUUUAUGCUGAUCUGUGGAACACACAACAUGAGAUUGCUUCCAAUGACCACUGUUGACAAGAACUAUCAUUCAUCUAGGAAGGACUUCAGCUAUUCAUUAAUGGUAGCAUAUUCUUGUGCUCAUCUUAUUUGUUUGUUGUGGUUUAUUUGUUUUUAGCUCUGUUGGCGAAGGUGAAUUUAAACAAGGUUUUCUGUGUGAUGAUGCAAAACAUUAGGAAUAAUAAAGAAAUCUGCUGGGUAACA